CAUCAAGUCAGGUGGUUAUGCUUCUGCUGUGUGUCAGAAAUUUCUUUCCCCUCUGCAGCAGGCUUUCUCAUCCCUCUGUGUAGGGGCACUAGAAGGACAAUUAUUUUGUUAGUAGUGCUUAACUGCUGAAUUCUGGCUUUGCUUCAGUGGGCCCGUGGAUUUUUGUUCCUCUCUGUUUCUGCAAAAUAAGUUGAACCGGCAAAAUGGACUUCUCCAAGCUACCCAAAAUCCGUGACGAGGACAGAGAGGCUUUUGUUGGCUAUGUCCAUGGAGUCUCAGGACCCGUGGUCACGGCAUGCAACAUGGCAGGGGCUGCUAUGUAUGAACUGGUACGAGUAGGCCACAGCGAGCUGGUGGGGGAGAUUAUCCGACUGGAAGGUGAUUUAGCAACUGUCCAGGUGUAUGAAGAAACAUCUGGUGUCUCUGUAGGAGAUCCUGUACUCCGUACUGGCAAACCCCUGUCUGUGGAACUAGGGCCUGGCAUUAUGGGAGCUAUUUUUGAUGGUAUUCAGAGGCCGCUCUCAGACAUUAGUGCUCUGACCAAAAGUAUCUAUAUCCCUAGAGGUGUCAAUGUGUCAGCUUUGAGCCGAGAUGUCAAAUGGGACUUCACGCCUUCAAAAAAUCUGCGGGUCGGCAGCCACAUCACUGGUGGAGAUAUUUAUGGUGUGGUGAAUGAAAACUCCCUUAUCAAACACAAAAUCAUGCUGCCCCCACGGAACAGGGGUACAGUUACAUACAUUGCUCCACCAGGAAACUAUGACGCUUCUGAUGUUGUCUUAGAGCUGGAGUUUGAAGGUGUGAAGGAGAAAUUCACUAUGGUCCAGGUCUGGCCUGUACGUCAAGUCCGUCCUGUUACUGAGAAGUUACCAGCCAAUCAUCCGUUAUUAACUGGCCAACGGGUCCUGGAUGCCCUCUUUCCGUGUGUGCAAGGGGGUACAACAGCGAUUCCUGGGGCAUUUGGUUGCGGGAAGACUGUGAUCUCUCAGUCUCUCUCAAAGUACUCCAACAGUGAUGUCAUCAUUUAUGUAGGCUGUGGAGAACGAGGGAAUGAAAUGUCUGAAGUACUGAGAGAUUUCCCUGAGUUAACAAUGGAAGUUGAUGGCAAGGUAGAAAGCAUCAUGAAGAGAACAGCUCUGGUAGCAAAUACCUCCAACAUGCCUGUGGCUGCCAGAGAAGCCUCUAUCUAUACAGGGAUCACCCUGUCAGAGUAUUUCCGGGACAUGGGCUAUCAUGUCAGUAUGAUGGCAGACUCUACUUCCCGAUGGGCUGAGGCCCUCAGAGAAAUUUCAGGGCGACUGGCUGAAAUGCCAGCUGACAGUGGUUAUCCAGCCUACCUUGGUGCCCGUCUAGCCUCUUUCUAUGAGCGAGCUGGCAGAGUGAAGUGUCUGGGAAAUCCUGAAAGGGAAGGCAGCGUCAGCAUUGUUGGAGCUGUCUCUCCGCCAGGUGGUGACUUCUCUGAUCCUGUCACAUCUGCUACGCUGGGCAUUGUUCAGGUUUUCUGGGGUCUGGAUAAGAAGCUGGCACAACGCAAGCAUUUCCCCUCUGUCAACUGGCUGAUCAGUUACAGCAAAUACACUCGUGCCCUGGAUGAGUAUUAUGACAAACAUUUUACAGAGUUUGUCCCUCUCAGGACAAAGGCCAAAGAGAUCCUACAGGAGGAAGAAGACCUUGCAGAGAUUGUGCAGCUUGUGGGGAAGGCUUCCUUGGCAGAAACAGAUAAAAUCACCUUGGAGGUUGCCAAGCUGAUAAAAGAUGACUUCUUGCAACAGAAUGGUUAUACGCCUUACGACAGGUUCUGCCCUUUCUAUAAAACCGUGGGAAUGCUUUCCAAUAUGAUUGCAUUUUAUGACAUGGCACGCCGUGCUGUAGAAACCACAGCCCAGAGUGACAAUAAGAUCACGUGGUCCAUCAUCCGAGAGAACAUGAGCGAAAUCCUCUACAGACUUACCUCCAUGAAAUUCAAGGACCCUGUGAAAGAUGGUGAAGCAAAAAUCAAGGCGGACUAUGCUCAGCUGUUUGAGGAUAUGCAGAAUGCAUUUCGCAGUCUGGAAGACUAGACUUGACCUGUGACCACUCCAGUUUGUCCUCUCAAUUCUUCAUCUCAGCUCCUCUGCUUCCCUACCUUAAAAGAAUGAUGCAACAGUACUUGAGUUGAUAAAUAGCCCUAUGUUUCCCCUGUUCAUACUCAGAGUGUCCUUACAAAACAUUCCUCUUCGUUUGUGUUUGGCAUUGCUUUGUGUGUCUGGAAUGGUGAGUGAUGUGUGAAUGGGCCUGGCUGGGUGAGGAAAUGCUGUUGUACACUUCUAGGGUGGGAAAACUUUCACCUCGCCUCUCCUAGCUCUCUUGGUUACCAGUCUUUCCCCUUGGGAUGCGACCAGUUGAGCUGUACUGGCAAAGGGGUGUAGAUCUUAAUGCAGUCACGCGGUACAGUGUGAAGCUGUAAGUUAGUGGUAAGGGCAUUUAGAUGUGGCACUUUGCUCAGUGACUAUCACGAUGUAGAACUCCCUAGUCAACAACAGAAUUUUUGACCAUGUUCUGAUGACGUGUUGAUACAACCAAGAAUUCUUCCCUGCUCUGUCCCUUCUGCAUCUGUUGGUAUUGAAAUGUGGUAGUUCUGGAUUUCCCAGGAAGGGACUAACUAGAAGAUGAGCAUGUACAAGCAGCCAUUAUAUGUUAGUAUGCUGGAGAACAGAGCUUGAUUUUCCUACGUACUACAGCUAGGUAUGUUGGACUCGGCAUCAGCUAAAAUCAAAGGCAUAGGUGCUCAGCUUCCAGCUUCUUGCUUUCACCUUCUUGCCUCACGCACACCCAUAGAAUUUCAUGACACUCGGCUGCUUUAGUUAGUGAAGCUUGUGACUGCUGCUGUUAGUUAGCAGUUACGGUGAUGCCAUGUCAUGUGGACCAGGAAUACAGUCCUUCCUCAGUGGUGCUCCGCCUGCCAGUGCAGCUGCCUCCCAGGGCAAUGCUCAGGUCAUGCUAAAGAAAGGAAAGCGUGUGCUUACCCUCCCUCCUCCACCUGCGCUCACGUGGCCUCUUUGGUGGUGGCGCAGAAGGUCCCCGGUUCUUGUGUAGGAGGAAUGUACGAUGCUACACCUCUGGGGGCAGGGAAUGAAUGGGGGAAGGCUGGCAAGCACAAAAUGUCUUUGCUCCUGCCUUGUUGAUAACAGUACAAGAGAAAACAGUGACUUUGGUCUUCUGCUCUGUGCUCUGCAAACACUCUAUCAAACAGCCGAAACUGCUGUUUAUUAGCAAAACUAUGAGCUGAGGAAUGAGCGUAGAGUAGCCUUUCUGUCAAACUCCAGGAGCCCAGCAUUCAUAUCAUUGCUGCAGAGAGAGAAAUGCUGGCACCUUCUCCAGUUUCUCCCUCUUGUGUCAGGUGGCAUCCCACGCCGCUUUGUGGUGCAGUACUGUGCCCAGCUGGGUUCCAGCUGAUGGCUGCUGCUUUCUCACAGCCCGGAAGCAGGCAGUGGCGCGGCUGCGUAAGCAUUAAUUCUGCACUGAAGCAUUUCCUCCGGCUGCCUGCUUUGAAUGGUAGCCAUGCAAAGAGAUCUCGCACUACGGACCAAACACUGCCACUUCCAUUAUGGUAUCAACACGCUGUUUGUCAGGGAGAAACUUGAAGGGAUCCACUAUCUUUGGUUCUCCCCAAAGGAGCUGCUCCACCAGCUGAUAUUCUGGUAGUGAAUGGUUAAGUUUACAGCUCACUAAACUUUCAGUGUAUGCUGCUUAUUUUACUGAUGAGCAUGUGUGAAUGAGUAGUUGCUAUUCAAGCCCUGAUGGAUUCCUCAUCAUUUGUACCCUCCACCACUGUACUAUGUAGCAUUUCAUGCUAGAAACCAGAUGUUCUUAUCUCUUUAAAUAGAGGAUGUUAUAAAUCUUACAGAAGAUGUCUAAGAUAAUGCAGUUCUAAUAUUUAUUGUGCUGUACCUGGCCCAAAGGCGUGACCAGUUCAAACAGUUUCAUAUAUAUUUUUGUCUUUUUUUGUUUUGUGUCUGUUUUCAGUGUUGAGAUUCUGAUGUUCACUGUGUCCCACGUGUCUUCCCUCCCCAGCUGUAGGGGGAAUGACAAGCUGGGCCGAUUCCCCCCUACUUUAUCUUGUAUAUUUCAUGACGUACGUUGCUGGAAAUUGUGUU
Molecule: messenger RNA, 4133 nt
Organism: Cuculus canorus (common cuckoo)
Lineage: Eukaryota; Metazoa; Chordata; Aves; Cuculiformes; Cuculidae
Gene: ATP6V1A
Product: ATPase H+ transporting V1 subunit A
Exons: 15
Coding region: 204-2057 (617 amino acids)
Biological process (GO): proton transmembrane transport; ATP metabolic process
Cellular component (GO): proton-transporting V-type ATPase, V1 domain; lysosomal membrane
Molecular function (GO): ATP hydrolysis activity; ATP binding; proton-transporting ATPase activity, rotational mechanism
Source: RefSeq, a predicted model, not a curated record